This is a messenger RNA of Alternaria incomplexa, 1104 nucleotides long. It is a transcript of the gene SIT1, whose product is annotated as ferrioxamine B transporter. Gene Ontology annotation, biological process: transmembrane transport; intracellular iron ion homeostasis. NCBI's taxonomy places the organism in Eukaryota, Fungi, Ascomycota, Dothideomycetes, Pleosporales, Pleosporaceae. Gene Ontology annotation, cellular component: vacuolar membrane; endosome. Bases 1 to 1104 code for a protein of 367 amino acids. The record is from RefSeq and is a predicted model, not a curated record. The transcript has 3 exons. Gene Ontology annotation, molecular function: siderophore-iron transmembrane transporter activity.
AUGUCGCAUCACCACAACUUGGACGUUGGCAAAACUGCGCUAUUCAACACAACCGCAACCGGCGCCGAUCUAGCCUCCCCCACCGCAUUACCAGGCGCAAAGUCUCCGGGUGUCGCACGCAUCGAAGCCCUCAACGCGCACACGUCCUUCAUCAACCGCUGCUGCAUCUUCUUCGGCAUCUUCCUCAUUGCGUAUGCGUAUGGUGGCGCGCAAUCGCAAUGGGGGACUGCCAAAGUCAUUGCUCCUCUUAUCAUCGGCUUCAUGUGCCUCCCCGCCUUUGUCCUCUGGGAACGCAGAGCACCUCAUCCAAUGCUCCCGUUCCAUCUACUGAAGGAUCGUGCGGUUUGGGGUGCUUUAGGUAUUGCUUGCACUUUGAACUUUGCAUGGACCAUGCAAGGCGACUUCCUGUACACUGUACUAGUCGUCGCAUUUGAUGAAUCAGUAAAGAGCGCAACUCGCAUCAGCUCUUUGUACAGUUUCUCCUCGGUAAUCACCGGAUUGAUCCUUGGUGGUGUUGUAUUCAAGGUCCGCCGCUUGAAACCUUUCAUCGUCGCCGGAACUUGUCUUUUCGUGGUAGCUUUUGGUCUUCUAAUUUACUACCGUGGCGGCUCUGGCGAUUCGUUGCAUUCCGGCAUCAUCGGAGCGCAGAUAUGCUUGGGCAUUGCAGGAGGCAUGUUUCCAUAUCCUGCACAAGCCAGUAUCCAAGCUGCUACAAAACACGAGCACGUCGCAAUCGUAACGGGCAUUUAUCUCGCUACCUACAACAUUGGCAGCGCGCUUGGUAAUACAGUCUCAGGUGCUAUGUGGCAGCAGAUCAUCCCAAAUGAGUUGGCCCGUCGCAUUGGCGAUCCCUCGCUCGCAGCCGUCGCGUAUGGUGAUCCGUUUGCAUUUGCAACUCUAUACCCAGUGCAAACCCCAGAGCGUAUCGCUGUGAUACAGGCAUACAGACACGUGCAAAAAUUACUCUGCAUCACGGGUAUAUGUCUUGCAGUACUUCUUGUCGCUUUCUCGCUGGUCAUCCGGAACCCGGAGUUGGGCAAGGACCAGAGCCUGAAGCAUGCUGAGGAGGAUGCAGAAGUCAAUUGCUCGGAUAGUAGGUCCUAG